UUGACUUCCCGCUCUUCUUUUCUCUUCACUACACCUUCGUCUCACUUCUCUUUAUACACGCUACGCCACCAUGACGAUCGCACCGCCGAAGGUGUCCUACGUUGAUGUUCUCGUGAUUGGCGCGGGUCCCGCAGGCGUUAUGUGCGCUAAUGGUCUGGCGCGAUAUGGUAUUGACGUCCGGAUAAUCGACAAUAAGGAUAAAGCUGUAGCGAAGGGUCAAGCAGAUGGAAUUCAACCUCGCACCAUUGAGGUUAUGCAGAGCUAUGGCCUAGCGGACCGUCUUCUGCGGGAAGCGAACCACAUAUAUUUGGCGGCGUUCUACAAUGCUGACGCACACGGCAAUCUUACGAGAACACGAAAGCAGCCAGUCAUCGGAGUCCCGGCACGAUAUCCUCACAAGGUCACCCUUCAUCAAGGGGCGAUUGAGUCGAUAUUCUUGGACUCUAUGGCAUCUUACGGAAUACACGUUGAACGGUCCACGGCGCCUGCCUCGAUAGAGAUCGUAUCAAAAUCCUCGUCUUCCAACGACUAUGCUGUCAAGGUUCAGCUCCAGCGCUCGCGCGAGAACGGCGAAAACGAGGUUGAGACCGUGCACGCAAAGUACGUCGUUGGAUGCGAUGGCGCGCAUUCUUGGACUCGCAAGGCAGUGGAGAUACCCCUCGAGGGUGACAAACUGAAUUUCGUAUGGGGCGUAUGCGACACCGUCCCGGAGACGGACUUCCCAGACAUACGAGCUCAGUGCGCCAUUCAUGGCGCUCGUUCUUCCGUGAUGCUCGUGCCCCGCGAAAAUGACAGCGUGAGAUUCUAUGUCCAACUCCCGAGCCAGUACGCCACGAGAGAAGGCAGGGUCGACCGCAGCCAGUUUAGCGUGCAGGAUGCAUUGAAGGCUGCUAAGGCUGCGAUGUACCCGUACAAAGUGGAGUGGCCCAAUGAAAUCGAAUGGUUCACCGUCUACGAAGUUGGACAAAGGGUCGCAACCAGCUUCCAGCGAGAUCACCGCGUUUUCAUAGCCGGAGACGCUUGUCAUACACAUUCGCCUAUGGCGGGACAAGGAAUGAACACCUCUAUGAAUGAUACACACAACCUGUCCUGGAAGCUGGCACACGUCCUUAGAGGAUGGGCGGACCCCUCAACACUUUCGACUUAUCAGUUUGAACGUCGCCGCAAUGCUCAAGACCUCAUCGACUUCGACCGACAAUACUCAACACUUUAUUCCGGCGCACUAUUCCGGAAGACCUCAGAAGAGCACGGUUCCGCGAGCGUUCCUGAAGAAUUCUUCAAGGCGUUCAAACUCUUCGCGGGCUUCACGUCCGGCAUUGGAAUCCAAUACCACCCAUCCACCCUAACCAACACAAGAAAUCAAUCUCUCGCUCAGAACCUCGCCAUCGGGAAGAGAAUGCCCAGUCAUUUUGUCAUCAGAGCGACCGACGGACAGCCAUUCGAGCUGCAAGACAUGUUAGUUUCUGACGCGAAGUGGAAGAUCUUGAUCUUUGCGGGCGACAUGCGAGCUGAUAUCAAGGACGAGGCACUAUCGGUAGAGGAGGAGGAGAGGAGGAAAAGGAGGGAUGGAGUGGUCGAGUGUUUCCCGAAGAUGUAUGGGGUGCUGAAGGGGUUCGUGGGUAAACAGGUUCAAGAGGCAUUUGAUUUCACCCAAAUCAGUGCGAACCACGGAGAUGUGACUCUAGGUUAUGAGAUGCUUCCACCACUCAACGGCGUCGCGGCAAAGAGACACUUCAUCGACCUACAAGAGAUCAGUGGUACUCGUGGAGGUGACGCAUACAAAACCUUCGGUAUCCGUGCUGAAGCACCCGUUGUCGUCGUCGUGCGGCCUGACGGCUACGUUGGUGCUGUAGCGCCUAUUUCAGUAGAAGGGGCAGACCAUUUGCAAGCGUAUCUCAGUGGCUUCCUCAAACGAGCAUGACACAGGAAGAUGAUAUGUGAUUUAUUGUAUGGACCGUUGAUUUGGCCUCAAUGUAUAUGUUACUGUAAUUGAAUUCGGUGCAACCUAAUCUGUGGCGGCCAAGUGGCCGCAACAUCCG
This is a messenger RNA of Stereum hirsutum FP-91666 SS1, 2039 nucleotides long. RefSeq lists its product as uncharacterized. The record is from RefSeq and is a predicted model, not a curated record. The coding region runs from base 71 to 1921 and encodes 616 amino acids. Gene Ontology annotation, molecular function: FAD binding. The transcript is spliced from 18 exons. NCBI's taxonomy places the organism in Eukaryota, Fungi, Basidiomycota, Agaricomycetes, Russulales, Stereaceae.